This is a messenger RNA of Ascochyta rabiei, 291 nucleotides long. RefSeq lists its product as uncharacterized. Bases 1 to 291 code for a protein of 96 amino acids. Lineage: Eukaryota; Fungi; Ascomycota; Dothideomycetes; Pleosporales; Didymellaceae. The transcript has 2 exons. The record is from RefSeq and is a predicted model, not a curated record.
AUGGCAGGCACUACAGCAAGCCGUCUGCCUGACAAGCGCGGCGAUGGAGGAUACAUGAUCAUCACGCAGACUGAGGAUGCGAAGAAGCAGCGGCAGUAUAUCGAGCCCAAAGACCUAGCAAAGGUUAUUACUAGCCAAGAACAUGGCGAUUCUGUGUUUGUGCAAUAUCAUCCCAAGGGUGGUAUGAUGCCAGAACUUGAUAGCCACACGCCAAGUACGAACAACCCUACGCCCCUUGAGUCACGGUUCUCGCCCUGGCAUGCAUGCGGUUCGGACCACAAGGUGUAUUAA